This is a messenger RNA of Haliaeetus leucocephalus (bald eagle), 3265 nucleotides long. RefSeq names its product cell division cycle 5-like (gene CDC5L). The record is from RefSeq and is a predicted model, not a curated record. NCBI's taxonomy places the organism in Eukaryota, Metazoa, Chordata, Aves, Accipitriformes, Accipitridae. The transcript is spliced from 17 exons. Gene Ontology annotation, cellular component: spliceosomal complex; Prp19 complex. Bases 538 to 2880 code for a protein of 780 amino acids. Gene Ontology annotation, molecular function: RNA polymerase II transcription regulatory region sequence-specific DNA binding; DNA-binding transcription factor activity, RNA polymerase II-specific. Gene Ontology annotation, biological process: regulation of transcription by RNA polymerase II; mRNA splicing, via spliceosome.
GCCUGCGCGGGCUGUGGGCGGGCCCCGCUGAGGCGAGCGGCGUUCCCUUCUUCCCACCGCUUUUUCUCUGCGGGACUUCCAGCCCUUUCGCCGCCAAGAUGCCGCGGAUUAUGAUUAAAGGCGGUGUGUGGCGGAACACCGAGGGGUAUGAGGGAGCUGGAAUCUCUUGCACUUGAAGACUCUUCCAAAUGCGGAAAUGGUGAAGAUGGGUAUGGGCUCUUCAUCUGCAGCUUGAAGUGUUUCCUACACAGAAAUUUAUGUGCUGUUCAAAAAAAGAGCAGAGAACCCCACCCCACUCUCCCAUUUUUGCCAUCGCAUGCUUUCAGAACUGCAAGCGAUGGUGAAAAGAAAAAUAAUAACACAAGAAAUCAAGGAUGUCAGUUUUAUUAGAUACAUGUUUAAAGCAAAAGGAUGUACCCAACACUGUGUAAAAUCCAGAACUCUGCCACUGUAUACUGUGAACGCUAGGCAUGUACGUAGUUCUAGAAAGCAGUGAGAAAAGAACAAUAGAAGGAUGAAAUUCUGAAAGCAGCUGUGAUGAAAUAUGGCAAAAACCAGUGGUCUCGUAUUGCUUCUUUAUUGCAUAGAAAAUCAGCAAAACAGUGCAAAGCCAGAUGGUAUGAGUGGCUAGACCCGAGCAUCAAAAAGACAGAGUGGUCACGGGAAGAGGAGGAGAAACUGUUGCACCUGGCCAAGCUCAUGCCAACCCAGUGGAGGACCAUUGCCCCCAUUAUCGGAAGAACUGCUGCACAGUGUUUGGAACACUAUGAAUUUCUGCUGGACAAAGCUGCUCAGAGAGACAAUGAGGAAGAAACUGCUGACGAUCCUCGGAAACUUAAACCUGGAGAAAUUGAUCCAAAUCCAGAAACCAAACCAGCCAGGCCAGAUCCUAUUGACAUGGAUGAAGAUGAACUUGAAAUGCUGUCUGAAGCUAGAGCUCGUCUGGCUAAUACACAGGGAAAGAAGGCCAAAAGAAAAGCAAGAGAGAAGCAGUUGGAAGAAGCUAGACGGCUUGCUGCUCUCCAGAAAAGACGAGAACUUCGGGCUGCUGGAAUUGAGAUCCAGAAGAAAAGAAAAAAGAAGAGAGGUGUGGAUUAUAAUGCAGAAAUCCCAUUCGAAAAGAAGCCUGCCCCUGGUUUUUAUGAUACAUCAGAGGAAAACUACCAGUCCCUGGAUGCAGAUUUCAGGAAGCUACGUCAGCAAGACCUGGAUGGAGAAUUAAGAUCUGAAAGGGAGGGAAGAGAGCGCAAAAAAGACAAACAACAUAUGAAACGGAAAAAAGAGUCAGACUUGCCUUCAGCUAUUCUACAGACCAGUGGUGUGUCAGAAUUUACCAAAAAAAGAAGUAAACUAGUGCUUCCAGCUCCUCAGAUAUCUGAUACAGAACUUGAAGAAGUUGUAAAAGUAGGCCAGGCAAGUGAGAUUGCACGCCAGACUGCUGAGGAAUCUGGAAUUACAAACUCAGCUUCCAGCACUCUUCUGUCUGAAUAUAAUGUGACCAACAACAGCAUAGCACUAAGGACUCCCAAAACUCCGGCUGCACAAGACAGGAUCCUUCAGGAAGCCCAGAAUUUGAUGGCUCUCACAAAUGUGGAUACCCCCCUGAAAGGAGGUCUUAACACUCCCUUGCAUGAAAGUGACUUUUCGGGGGUAACACCACAGAAACAGGUUGUUCAGACUCCAAAUACUGUGCUUUCCACACCCUUCAGAACACCUUCUCAUGGACCAGAAGGCUUAACUCCUCGUGGAGGACUAACUCCUAAACCUGUGGUUGGUACAACUCCUGGUAGAACUCCACUGCGUGAUAAAUUGAACAUCAACCCAGAAGAGGGAAUGGCAGAUUACAGUGACCCAUCUUAUGCAAAACAAAUGGAGAGAGAGUCUCGUGAACACCUGCGCCUUGGACUCAUGGCCCUUCCUGCUCCAAAGAACGACUUUGAGAUUGUUUUGCCUGAAAAUGCAGAAAAAGAACUUGAGGAACAUGAAGUAGAUGAAGCCUUUGUAGAAGAUACUGCUGAUAUAGAUGCCCGCAAGCAGGCUCUCCGAGAUGCAGAGCGUGCAAAGGAACUGAAGAGAAUGCACAAAGCUGUUCAGAAGAAUCUGCCACGGCCCUCAGAAGUUAAUGAAACAAUACUGAGACCCUUAAAUGUGGAACCACCUCUAACAGACUUGCAGAAAAGUGAAGAGCUAAUAAAGAAAGAGAUGAUUACUAUGCUUCAUUUUGAUCUUUUACACCACCCAUUUGGAGAACAGCCUAGUGGUAAGAAGGGGAAAGGCCCAGGAUUUGGAAGCAACAAUGCAGAACAUAUGGCUUACUUGGAACAAAAUCCUUAUGAGAAGUUCUCCAAAGAGGAUCUCAAGAAGGCCCAGGAUCUACUGGCACAAGAGAUGGAAGUGGUAAAGCAAGGAAUGGGGCAUGGAGAGCUCUCAAGUGAAGCUUAUAACCAGGUGUGGGAAGAAUGUUACAGCCAAGUGUUAUACCUGCCUGGACAGAGCCGCUACACAAGAGCUAACCUGGCCAGCAAAAAAGACAGGAUAGAGUCACUUGAAAAGAGGCUUGAGAUAAACAGAGGUCACAUGACAACUGAAGCAAAGAGGGCUGCCAAGAUGGAGAAGAAGCUGAAGAUCUUGCUUGGUGGUUAUCAGUCUCGAGCAAUGGGCCUCAUCAAACAAUUGAAUGAUUUGUGGGACCAAAUCGAACAGGCACAUCUGGAGCUACGUACUUUUGAGGAACUGAAGAAACAUGAAGAUGCUGCAAUCCCUCGGAGACUGGAGUGUCUGAAGGAAGAUGUGCAGCGACAGCAGGAGAGAGAAAAGGAGCUCCAGCAGAGAUUUGCUGACUUCAUGCUGGACAAAGAGACUUUUCAAGCAAAGUAUUAAAGCACAAAAUUCCAUUUGUCACUGAUGUAACAUUUUUGAAGUGUACAGAUACUUCUCCAGCAGCUUUUGCCAUCAGUUGCAGAAAUCAAGUCUAGUCUGCUGUUUGCAUCUUGUCAAGUUUUGUUCUUUUAAUGGACUAUUCCAAAUGCUCUAGGUAUGAAUGGCUUUAGCCAGUACUAAAAAUUGGAUUAAAAUGUCCAAAAUUUUAUUAAAAGGAAAAAAAAAAUCACUCUGGUAUGAUUCUAGCCAUGUCUUCAUUUGCUAGGGUUAUCACAUUAUUCCUAAUGUUUUAUCAGUCUUAAGAUGUGUAAGAUACAUGUGUGCAAAAUAAUGUCUUUUGAAUAAACCUGGAAUGUUAAAAAAUAAUGAAGAAAUAAAACACCUG